Molecule: messenger RNA, 263 nt
Organism: Cetraspora pellucida
Lineage: Eukaryota; Fungi; Glomeromycota; Glomeromycetes; Diversisporales; Gigasporaceae
Source: the annotation of a GenBank genome assembly
AAUGUGUAGAAAAAGAACGGUUAAAAAAACAACACUCCAGAACUUUAAAAUCAAUUGAUAAUUUAAGUUUAUCAGCUCAAAGAGAUCGUGCAAAUAAAGUUGCUAGAUUGGAAUAUCAAACCUUUGAAAAGAAAUGUAAAACUCUUUAUCAUCCUAAUGAUAAUCCUAUUUUACGGUCUAUAGUUUAUGAACUUUCAAGUCAAACUUGGACUAUUAAUUAUAAUUCAAGAAGUCAAAUAAAUAAUGAGCAAAUUAAAGAAGUU